AUGAUUUCUGGUAGAGGUGGAGGCGGUACGGCCAUGCGGGCCGGGCGCAUUCGGCCCCCGCGUCGCCCUGGACGACUUACAUCCGGUAUCGAUACGAGCGAUUUCGAGCAGUGCUGGGAGACACUGAAGCAAGCCCUGACCGAUAUCCACAACCAAAACUGCAGCACGCUCUCAUUCGAACAGCUUUACCGAGCUUCCUAUAAGAUAGUGUUGAAAAAGAAGGGCGAGAUGCUCUACGAUCGUGUCAAGCAGUUCGAAGAGCAGUACUUCUCCGAGCACGUCAUCCCUGACAUCGAAAAGCUGGUUACGGCCAACCUCAUCAGCGCCGCAAUGGGUGGUGCGGCUACCUCGGUCAACGAACGACGCAAGAUGGGCGAGCACUUUCUUGGCGGUGUCAGAAAUUCAUGGGAUCAUCACAACACGUCAAUGAAUAUGACAGCCGAUAUCUUGAUGUACCUCGACCGAGGCUACACCCAGGAUGCUCGUCGGCCGUCCAUCUACACCGCCACAAUUGGUCUAUUCCGCGAUCAUAUUCUGAGGGCGUCACUCAACUCAGGGGGGCAAUAUACUGUUUUUGACAUACUCAACUCGGUCAUCCUCGACCACGUCAACAUGGAGCGCGAUGGUGAUACUAUUGAUCGUCACUUGCUGCGGAAUAUCAUGCGGAUGUUGGAUUCUCUGUACGAGACAGAUGAGGAACAAGAGGCAGAGAAGCUGUACUUGACAGUAUUCGAGCCCGCUUACCUGGAAUCUGAACGAGUGUACUACAAGCGCGAGUGUGAACGUUUGCUCCGGGAUGCUGACGCUAGCGUUUGGCUGCGGCACACUCAACGCCGACUUCAAGAGGAAUUCGACCGAUGCGACACUACUAUCCAUUAUGAGACGAGAGAGAGGUCCAUCAAAGUCGUUGAGGAGGAGCUGAUAUCGGCACACCUAGACGACUUUCUCAACCUUGAGGGAAGCGGGCUCAAGUCAAUGGUCAACUACGAUCGUGAGGAGGAGCUAUCCAUUCUCUACCAGCUGGUAUCACGAGUUGAUCCUAAAAAGGCGUCUUUAAAGAAGAUUUUGUCCGCUCGGGUGGUCGAGCUCGGUCUCGAGAUUGAGCAGAUGCUCAAGGAAACGAACUUUUCUGCAGCGUCUGCGCCGGCGGACGGGGAAGAUAAUGACGGCGGGGAGAAGGCCAAGACGCUGAGCUCAUCGGCUCAGCAGACGGCUGCGGCGAUCAAGUGGGUUGACGACGUGCUCAAGCUCAAGGACAAAUUCGACAACUUGUGGACAAAGUGCUUCCGAGAGGAUUUAAUCAUCCAAACCUCGCUUACAAAGAGCUUUUCCGAUUUCAUCAACAUGUUUACCAAGAGCUCCGAGUACGUAUCGCUCUUCAUUGACGACAAUCUUCGACGCGGAAUUCGUGGUAAGACUGAGACGGAAACCGAGGCGGUGCUGGAGAAGGCCAUUACCGUGAUCCGGUACCUGUCAGACAAGGAUCUGUUUGAGCGUUACUACCAGAAGCACCUGGCUAAGCGUCUACUCAACAACAAGUCGGAAAGUCAUGAUGUUGAAAAGUCGAUGAUCUCUCGAAUGAAACAGGAGCUGGGCAACCAGUUUACGGCCAAGUUCGAGGGCAUGUUCAGAGAUAUGGAGUCGUCUGCCGAGCUGACUUCAGGCUACCGGGACCAUAUCAGGGGACUGGGCGACGUGUCACGGAAGCAGAUUGAGCUGGGUGUCAACAUCUUGACUACCAACUCGUGGCCCCCAGAAAUCAUGGGUCGCACGUCACAAUUUUCUGAAGGCGGUGGCUGCAUCUUCCCUGAGGAGAUUAAGCGACUUCAGGAAAGCUUACUCAAAUACUACCUCACCAACCGUAGCGGCCGCAAGCUGACUUGGCUUGGGUCGACGGGUAGCGCCGAUAUUCGCUGUACCUUCCCCGCCGUUCCAGGCGGCAAGGGACCCCUAGCCCGCGAGCGCAAGUACGAGAUUAACGUGCCGACGUACGGCAUGGUUGUGCUUUUACUUUUCAACGAACUCGAGGAGGGCGAGGAGCUUUCGCUUGAGGAAAUCCAAGCCAAGACCAACAUCCCAAUGCAGGAUCUUGCGAGAACUCUGACUUCUUUGUCUAUAGUCCCUAAGGCCAGAGUACUCGCCAAGGAACCCGCUUCCAAGGGCAUCAAACCCGGCGACAAGUUCAAGUUCAACGCCUCUUUUGUUAGCAAGACGGUCCGCAUCAAGGCGCCCAUUAUCAAUGCUACAAGCAAGGUCGAGGGCGACGACGAACGGAAGGCAACUGAAGAGAAGAACAACCAGACUCGAGCCCACGUCAUUGAUGCCGCGCUCGUCCGCAUCAUGAAGCAACGCAAGGAGCUUGGCCACUCGCAGCUCAUCACAGAGGUCAUUGACCAGCUGAGCAGUCGCUUUAAACCCGAGAUCAGCCUCAUCAAGAAGCGCAUCGAGGAUUUAAUUGUGCGCGAGUACCUUGAGCGUGUAGAGGAUGCGUCAACGCCGACGUAUCGCUACCUCGCUUAA
Molecule: messenger RNA, 2520 nt
Organism: Colletotrichum orchidophilum
Lineage: Eukaryota; Fungi; Ascomycota; Sordariomycetes; Glomerellales; Glomerellaceae
Product: Cullin family protein
Exons: 3
Coding region: 1-2520 (839 amino acids)
Biological process (GO): protein ubiquitination; ubiquitin-dependent protein catabolic process
Cellular component (GO): Cul3-RING ubiquitin ligase complex
Molecular function (GO): ubiquitin protein ligase binding
Source: RefSeq, a predicted model, not a curated record